Diversispora eburnea is the source of this 705-nucleotide messenger RNA. NCBI's taxonomy places the organism in Eukaryota, Fungi, Glomeromycota, Glomeromycetes, Diversisporales, Diversisporaceae. The record is from the annotation of a GenBank genome assembly.
AAAAUAAUCAUAUUUAUUCUAAUACGAAACAAAAUAUUUCAGAAGCUUUUGAGGAAUUGAAAAAAUAUAAAUUUUUGCCGCAAAAUUUUCAAAUGCGUAAACCUAUAACAACUCCUGUUAAAAUGGUUAAUAAUAAAAUUGGAAGUUCAGAUGAAAAGACGUUUGUGGAUUUUAAUGUUUCUUCAAAUCGUUGUGGAACGCAUUUAUUCUAUGAAAAACUUCCAUCUCUUUAUGCUAUCGGGAAUACUUUUGGAUUAAAUUUAUUAAAAGAUUUCAAUUUCAAUAAUCUUUUGACUCAAUCCGAUCAUUCUCAAAUAUCACCAUCAUCUAAAGAGAUAUCUAUCUUUUUAGGUGGAAUUGGAGAUAUUCGCAAUUUAACUGAAACCGUUCAUGGGUUUAUGAAAUCAUUAGAACAUCUUACCCUUGGUAAAAAUAAUAGAAUAGAUUUACUCUUCGUAAUCAAUGAUUUCAAUCCUACUGUAAUAGCUCGUGAUUUAGUACUUUUAGAAAUGAUUUAUAGAUUACCUGAUCCUUAUUUUAAUUCCAAUUCCAAUUCCAAUUAUUUUACUUCCAUUACUUCCGAAUUAUCUCAAUCUUCAAAAAUUUAUAGUAAAUGGAACAAAUAUUUUGUUAAUGGUGUUACUCAUAUUUUAUCAGUUUGGGCUGAAAAGAUUAUACCUAGCGAUACUUAUCAAAGAUUAAUUA